Leopardus geoffroyi (Geoffroy's cat) is the source of this 2139-nucleotide messenger RNA. It is a transcript of the gene MAEA, whose product is annotated as macrophage erythroblast attacher, E3 ubiquitin ligase. Bases 138 to 1442 code for a protein of 434 amino acids. The transcript has 10 exons. Gene Ontology annotation, biological process: proteasome-mediated ubiquitin-dependent protein catabolic process. Gene Ontology annotation, molecular function: ubiquitin protein ligase activity; protein binding. Gene Ontology annotation, cellular component: cytoplasm; GID complex; nucleus. The record is from RefSeq and is a predicted model, not a curated record. NCBI's taxonomy places the organism in Eukaryota, Metazoa, Chordata, Mammalia, Carnivora, Felidae.
CUGGUGGGCGGACGCGAUUGGAGCAGGCGCGUCGGCCCGCCCGGGCGCGCCCCGCCCCCGCCGGAGAGCGCGACGUCACUACCCGGCGUGCCGCGCGCGGCGCUUCCCCCACCCGCUAAUGUUUUGGCCGAUUCAAGAUGGCGGUGCAGGAGUCAGCUGCUCAGCUUUCCAUGACCCUGAAGGUGCAGGAGUACCCGACCCUCAAGGUGCCCUAUGAAACACUGAAUAAACGCUUCCGGGCUGCUCAGAAAAACAUUGACCGAGAGACGAGCCACGUCACCAUGGUGGUGGCCGAGCUGGAGAAGACGUUGAGCGGCUGCCCCGCCGUGGACUCUGUGGUCAGCCUUCUGGAUGGCGUGGUGGAGAAGCUCAGCGUCCUCAAGAGGAAGGCGGUGGAGUCCAUCCAGGCGGAGGACGAGAGCGCCAAGCUGUGCAAGCGCAGGAUCGAGCACCUCAAGGAGCACAGCAGCGACCAGCCCGCGGCGGCCAGCAUGUGGAAGAGGAAGCGCAUGGACCGCAUGAUGGUGGAGCACCUGCUGCGCUGCGGCUACUACAACACGGCCGUGAAGCUGGCCCGCCAGAGCGGCAUCGAGGACUUAGUGAACAUCGAGAUGUUCCUGACUGCCAAAGAAGUGGAGGAGUCCCUGGAGAGGCGCGAGACCGCCACCUGCCUGGCCUGGUGCCACGACAACAAGUCCCGGCUGCGCAAGAUGAAGGGCCGCCAAAGCGAGCACGACGCGAAGACGGGACGGAAAAGUAGAGUGGCCAGUGGCUCCCCUAAAGAGAGUGAGGAUCUUGGUAUGGAAACCAUAAAAGGAAAGCCAGAAUUGAGCUGCCUGGAAUUCAGCCUCAGGAUUCAGGAGUUCAUUGAACUCAUCCGGCAGAACAAGAGACUGGAUGCCGUGAGACACGCGAGAAAGCAUUUCAGUCAGGCCGAGGGGAGCCAGCUGGACGAGGUCCGCCAGGUCAUGGGCAUGCUGGCCUUCCCACCAGACACGCACAUCUCGCCCUACAAGGACCUGCUGGACCCUGCCCGGUGGCGGAUGCUGAUCCAGCAGUUCCGGUACGACAACUACCGGCUGCACCAGCUGGGGAACAACUCUGUGUUCACCCUGACGCUGCAGGCUGGCCUCUCGGCGAUAAAGACACCACAGUGCUACAAGGAGGACGGCAGCUCCAAGAGCCCCGACUGCCCCGUGUGCAGCCGCUCCCUGAACAAGCUGGCGCAGCCGCUGCCCAUGGCGCACUGCGCCAACUCCCGCCUGGUCUGCAAGAUCUCCGGCGACGUGAUGAACGAGAACAACCCGCCCAUGAUGCUGCCCAACGGCUACGUCUACGGCUACAACUCUCUGCUGUCUAUCCGUCAAGAUGACAAAGUCGUGUGCCCGAGGACCAAAGAAGUGUUCCACUUCUCACAAGCCGAGAAAGUGUACAUCAUGUAGGCCGGGCCGCCCCGCGCCCCGGGCCCCCGCGCCCCCGCGCCCCUGCCCGCCUGCGUUUCUGUUUCUUGCGACCAAAGAUCAGUGAGCGACGAUGGGCCCCCUAAGAGGAGAGGAGUCGGAUCCGCACGCAUGUGCUUGGGGACAGCCUCUCCGCUGGUAGGACUCCGGAGCGCGCGCGAGCUCCUGGCCGCCUUCCCCUUACAAAGAGAGAGACCUUCUCGGCCGCUUCGGAAACAGGAGUCGGUUGUUUUUCCGCGCCCCGGACCCUGUCUCCGCCCGCCGAGCCCCGGGGCCUGAGCCUGGGCCGGGAGAGGUGCCCGGAGGCACCAGGACCGCACUGCGGCCCCAGGACCGCGCGCCGGGGCGGGGUUAGGGUGUGCUAGGUUCGAUGUCACGUCAUUCGUGCCGCCUUAUUUCCUGCUUGAGAAUGUAUUCACGUGGAGAUCCACUGGACCGAGUUCUGCAGAGGCCUUGCCGAUGGCUCCGUAACUGUAGACGUAACGCUGUUCGUUACAGAAGCUAGUAGUUGAGUUGAAGUAACCACCGGUGACUUUCCAAAUCCAGCGAACCAUUGUAGUUUACACGAAACCACAUACCGUAGAGGUUUGUACUUAGCGCUUAUUUUUGCAUGUUGGUGUUGACUAGCUAAUAAACUGUAAAUGUAAAACAUGUUAAUAAAAGGGUUUUCUAUUUCUUA